GCACUGUGAGUGCGGAGGACAGUGAGCUGCGGGGUGUAGUUGCUGGGCUAUGGCGCGUACAAAGCAGACGGCGCGGAAGUCGACGGGCGGCAAGGCGCCCCGCAAGCAGCUGGCCACCAAGGCUGCCCGCAAGAGCGCGCCGGCCACGGGCGGCGUCAAGAAGCCGCACCGCUACCGGCCCGGCACGGUGGCGCUGCGCGAGAUCCGGCGCUACCAGAAGUCCACGGAGCUGCUGAUCCGCAAGCUGCCCUUCCAGCGCCUGGUGCGCGAGAUCGCGCAGGACUUCAAGACCGACCUGCGCUUCCAGAGCUCGGCCGUCAUGGCGCUGCAGGAGGCCAGCGAGGCCUACCUGGUGGGGCUCUUCGAGGACACCAACCUGUGCGCCAUCCACGCCAAGCGCGUCACCAUCAUGCCCAAGGACAUCCAGCUGGCCCGCCGCAUCCGCGGAGAGCGCGCUUAAGUCUCCCUAUCGCAGCCGGGCCGUGAGGCAACCCACGCAGACCCAAAGGCUCUUUUAAGAGCCACUACAUACACAGUUAAAAGAGCUGUUGCGCUAUCGUAAAUUCGGUUUUAGUAGUUAGGGGAGGAGGAAGCUUUCAUGGUUUGGGGCGCGUCUUUGCAUAAAGAACUUUGAGUUCUUUUAAAAGCUGCUCUAUGAUAUAGAGAACAAGCUGUUAAAGUUUACUUAAAUAAUAUUUCGGGGCUCGAUAGUUAAACUGCUAAUGAGCCCCGUGAAAAUUUCUAACUCUGCUGGAGCCCUGUAAGCUUUUUAGCUGCAUAUUUUUUUCUUCUGGGACAGCUGUCGUCAGAGUCAUUUCUAUACUCGCCCCUCCCACCUUUAAGUUAUGUCGUCAGUUACAGAGAUGUUAACUCCGUUCUACUUUAGACUCUGCUUUCCCCCCUUAAACUACCGUAUUUUCACAUUUCCUCCCUUUGUUUUUCUGGCCCUUCCCCGCUGUUCGUAAAACGCGUUUCUCUGUAAAUACUCGGGAACGAAUUGUAUAUCAAUUUUGGAAUUGUGUGGGGUUUUAUGAAAGAAUUUUCUAAAAUGAAGGAGCACUAUAAAACGCGAAUCAGAAAAACAUAACAGAUCUCGGGUUCGUAAAAAUCUAACGUUACAAUAAAAACGGAAAAAAAAAAAAA
Molecule: messenger RNA, 1143 nt
Organism: Haemorhous mexicanus (house finch)
Lineage: Eukaryota; Metazoa; Chordata; Aves; Passeriformes; Fringillidae
Product: histone H3
Exons: 1
Coding region: 50-460 (136 amino acids)
Cellular component (GO): nucleosome
Molecular function (GO): DNA binding; protein heterodimerization activity; structural constituent of chromatin
Source: RefSeq, a predicted model, not a curated record